AUGACCUUCAAGCUCAGACAACUAACCAGUUCACCCGUCCCGUUCUCGUGGGAUAGCCUGACACCACCGCCCAGUCCCAAAGCCGCGUCGGGUCCAGAGGUUGCUUCGCUCCCUUCGCCUCCUACAUCAUGGCUGUCUGCAAUAGACAUGAAAACGUACGGGCCAGAGCCGCUCAAGUCGCGGAUAGGCAUUGUCAAAUGCUUAGAGUGUGGAAAGCCCGUACUGCGGAGUGCCAUUUCAGAACAUGCUGGCAACUGUAAUGACAUUCGCUCCGGUAAGAAAUGGGCCAAAGGCAAGGUUGAUGAGGUUGAGCUUAAGAAAGGCAAGAAACGCGAUGGUGAAGAGAUAGAAGACCCUGCGGAGCCUAACAAGAAGAAGGCCAAGAUUACCAAAGGGCGCACGAAAGGCCCGGUUGACUACGACAAACAGUGUGGUGUGAUCAAUGACAAGGGCCUGCCUUGCUCUCGCUCGCUCACUUGCAAGGCUCACUCGAUGGGUGCCAAGCGGGCGGUAGAGGGACGAUCAAAGUCAUAUGACGAGCUACUGCUGGAUUGGAACAGGGCGAACAACCCUAACUGGGUGGAGCCGGUCAAAAAGGAGACGAAGGCGGAGAAGAAGGAGAAGAAGGAGCGAGAGAAGGCAGAGAAGAAGCGGCUCGCCCAAGAGGCGGCAGCAGCUACAGGAGGGGAGGUGGGCAAGCCGAAGAAAUCGGCGAAGAAGGCGACUUCCUCUGCUGUUGCGGCGACGGACUCGGGGAAGGGUGCGGAAGGGGACAAUGGAGCGGAGAACUUGGACGAGAUCGACUCUGAGGCGGAGGUGGACGCGCUCGUGAAGGGCAUCCAUGAGGCGCGGGCAAAGGGGCAGGUUGGGAUGCCCCUGGCUGUCCCGCUGAACGCGAGCUCGUGGUUCGUCGCGCGGCGGGAACGACUACGGAACUGCCGUGAUCUGCUUGCGACCGCACUCGCGCCUCCGAUGGGACGCAACGGGAUUGCUGCAGGCGGCGGGAUGAUGAUGUGAACGGACUGAACGGACUCGUGGAUUAUACCCUGUACAAUAGUAGCAUAAGUAUUAUACAUAGUACUCUGGUCGUGAAUGGUG
Coniophora puteana RWD-64-598 SS2 is the source of this 1098-nucleotide messenger RNA. RefSeq names its product SCA7-domain-containing protein. Bases 1 to 1017 code for a protein of 338 amino acids. The transcript has 3 exons. Gene Ontology annotation, biological process: RITS complex assembly; regulation of transcription by RNA polymerase II; regulatory ncRNA-mediated heterochromatin formation. Gene Ontology annotation, cellular component: SAGA complex. Lineage: Eukaryota; Fungi; Basidiomycota; Agaricomycetes; Boletales; Coniophoraceae. The record is from RefSeq and is a predicted model, not a curated record.